This is a messenger RNA of Ogataea angusta, 1395 nucleotides long. RefSeq lists its product as uncharacterized. The record is from RefSeq and is a predicted model, not a curated record. Gene Ontology annotation, molecular function: mannan endo-1,6-alpha-mannosidase activity. Gene Ontology annotation, biological process: budding cell bud growth; fungal-type cell wall biogenesis; carbohydrate catabolic process. The transcript has a single exon. Bases 1 to 1395 code for a protein of 464 amino acids. Lineage: Eukaryota; Fungi; Ascomycota; Pichiomycetes; Pichiales; Pichiaceae.
AUGAUUUGGUUAUCGUUCUUAACGUAUCUCCUCUUGAGCUCCGUAAAAGGACUCGAUCUGGACACCACUUCACAGGAUUCUGUUUGUGAUGCAGCCACUUUGAUCAUGGAUGGUAUUAUGGAUUACUACGAAGGAAUCCGCUACGGAGGAACCGUGGGUAUGUUCCAAGCUCCUUACUAUUGGUGGCUUGCUGGAGAAGUUUUUGGUGGUAUGAUUGACACAUGGUACUUUUGCGAAAAUGAUACUUACGAGACCAUCAUCUACGACGCCUUACUAGCCCAAAUUGGUGCUGAUAAAGAUUACAUGCCUUCAAAUCAGACUGCAACUGAAGGUAACGACGAUCAAGCAUUCUGGGGACUCGCGGCUCUCCAGGCUGCUGAGAGAAACUUCACCAACCCUUCUGGAGAAUAUGAGGACGUUUCUUGGAUGGGACUGGCCCAAGCAGUGUACAACACCAUGUGGGCCAGAUGGGAUACCAGUAACUGUGGUGGAGGUUUAAGAUGGCAAAUUUUCACAUGGAACACAGGUUACGAUUACAAGAACUCUGUGUCCAAUGCUGGUCUGUUCAACAUCGCUGCGAGAAUAGCCAGAUACACGUCCAACGAUACUUAUGCCGACACGGCAGAGACCGUUUACAAUUGGCUCAGAGAUGUGAAUUUCAUCACCUUGAACGGAGAUGGCUACCAAGUGUACGAUGGAGCAAAAAUUGGAACCGAUAACUGUUCUACCCUGUCCAAAUCGGAGUGGACCUAUAACUAUGGUAUGUUGAUUGGUGGCUGUGCGUACAUGUACAAUUAUACUGAGGACGAAACCUGGUUGACUGAAGUUGGAAGAUUUUACGAAGGGAUCUCGGCAACUUUCCUCAACAAUUCGAUCAUUUAUGAGCGCCAAUGUCAAGAAUCAGGAACUUGCAACAAUGACCAAAGAUCGUUCAAGUCGGUGUUCAGUCGUAUGCUUGGAGUAACGGCCAAGCUGGUUCCUGAUUACCAUGACAAGAUCAUGGACAUUAUCACUGCCUCUGCUAAAGGAGCAGCUGAGUCCUGUAGCGGAGGAAGUGAUGGACACACAUGUGGUAUGAAUUGGGCGUACGGAGGAUGGGACGGUUGGUACGGUCUCGGUGAACAAAUCUCUGCCCUCGAAGUGAUGCAAAAUCUGCUCAUAGAUGAGCACGACGCUCCAUAUUCUUACUACGGCGGACACCGUACGAACGACACAAGCUCUGCCAGUGGAGGUGGUUCGUCGUCCAUAGACAACGAGGCGGGUACCAGUGCUGAUGAUGACUCUUUGAAUGCCAACUCCAUGAGUAUCAAAUCGAAGGAUCGUGUUGGGGCCGGAAUUAUUACAGGAAUUGUUUUGGCCAUUUUGAUUGCGCUCACUGUUUGGAUGCUUGUGUGA